Molecule: messenger RNA, 3240 nt
Organism: Bombus pyrosoma
Lineage: Eukaryota; Metazoa; Arthropoda; Insecta; Hymenoptera; Apidae
Exons: 19
Coding region: 660-3152 (830 amino acids)
Biological process (GO): sensory perception of smell; detection of chemical stimulus involved in sensory perception of smell
Cellular component (GO): plasma membrane
Molecular function (GO): odorant binding; olfactory receptor activity
Source: RefSeq, a predicted model, not a curated record
CUUAAGCCAAUGCUGUCCAAAAUUGUCUCCCGGGUGAUAAACGCCGUUCCCACCAUCGUAUCGUUUUAACGAAUACGUUGCACGUUUCAUCUGACGCUAUGGCUGACUGCUUAAGACUUGCUACUAAGAUGCUUUCAUUUACCUAAAUUUAUGGAGAAACAAACGAUACAUAUGGUAAAGAUUCUGAUUCUCGCUACUAUUUUCGAAUAAUCGGAAUUUGAAUAAGAGAAUUCAAACGAAAGGAGUUCACUUCAUCGGUCAAUAUCGUUUCAACUACAAUUCGUCCGAAUAGACAUAGUAUAAAUGAAAUCCUAUAAUAAUUUUUGUUUAACGAUUCAGAAGUCUCUAACGAUCAAUUUUCCGUUUAUCACGGAGGCAUUCAACAAACAGAUUGAAAAAAAGAAAGAUAAGUACAUCAUUUUCUUAUAGGCUAAUGACUAUCUCAUAAAUUUUAAUGUACACAUACUCUACCUGUAAUAAUGAAAAUAACAUGAUGUCACUGAAUGUAAAAGACAUCCAUAUUUAUCUGACCAACAAAAUGUUUUUUUAUUCCGGAUCUCUAAAGAGUAGAUUCGUACUUUGUGUCCAGCAGUAUUGUUGAAACGUUCGUACCACACUACGUUUCCAUAGUAUUACUCCAGAAAUUUGGAAACACUGGCAUGUUUCAGAAGAAUGAAAGACGCACAAGCACUGUAUUUGAUAUUUCUUAUUACAAAGUAUUUAAAAAGUAUUUACUAUUCUUGGGACAGUUUCCAAAUCAAUCGCGAUGGAGCAGCAAAUUUAAUGUAACAGUGAUGACAGGCAGUCUAUUAACAUUCUAUUUUCCAGCGUUUGCACAAAUUUUUACGUCAUUAUACGAAAAAGAUCUGGGAGGGAUGUUGGAAGGCAUGCCUGUAGUGGCUUCGGUAUCAGCUGUCUUAAUAAAAUUGCUAAAUCAUGAAAUUUACAAGAAAAAUUUUGAAAAGAUGUUCGAUGUUAUAAAGAAAGACUGGAAAUUAUUAAACGAUAAGAGUCAAACACAUAUUCUUGAGGAAAUUACUAAACAAGGAAAUAAGAUUGGUGAAAUAUAUAGAAGUAACUGUUGCAGCUUAUCUUUCGAUAAAUUUUACGAUAAAUUGAAUAUGUUGUUAUAUAUUAACAUUUUUAAUAAUUUCUAUACAAAUGACAAGUUUCUGAUAUUUUCAGCUUUUGUGUUAUCAUGUAUGUCAGGAUUUAUAGUCAUUCCGUUAUACCCUGCAUUCUUAGAUAUCAUCAAACCACUCAAUGAAACUCGCCAAAGACAUCAAAUGUUCAGACUGACAUACUUUCUAGAUGAAAAUCGGUACUUUUAUCCUAUAUAUUUUCAUUCACUUUGGUGUUCAUUCGUAACAGUGAUGAUUGCAGUCACUAUCGAUUCAUUGUAUAUACAGAUCGUUCAUCACGAUUGUGCCAUAUUUGCUAUAUGUGGGCAGAACAUUAUAACAGCAACAGGAUCUACUGGUGUUCGUAUAAAUGAAACUUACACUGAACGGUUUAGACAAUGCUUGACCAUGCAUAAGAAUGCCCUCCAAUUAUUCGAGAUGUUAGAUGACAGCAGCCGCAGGAGUUUCUUUUUCCAAAUUUUGCUAACUAUGGUCGGUAUGACCAUAACAGCCGUACAAGCAGUUAUAAAUCUGCAUCGACCCGAGGAAGCUCUUAGAAUUGGACUGUUUCUUGUGGGCCAACAAUUCCAUUUGCUUAUUAUUACUCUACCUGGACAAGUAAUCACGGAUCAUAGUUUCGAGUUGACUAAUGAUAUAUACCGCUCAAUGUGGUACGACAUGCCAAUAAAUGUUCAAAGAAUACUUCACAUGAUGCAAAUGAGAUCUAGUAAACCAUGUAAGUUGACAGCAGGAGGGAUAUACGAAAUGAACAUAGAGAAUUUUGGAAUAACAUUUAAGACAUGCAUUCAAUUUUCGAAAUAUUUAGUAUUACAGGAAACCGGAGAACAGUAUCCUAAUAUAUAUGACAUUCCUUAUUAUAACACGAUCAAGAAGUAUUUAAGAUUUUUGGGCUUAGAUCCACACCAAAAACAUGGAUUGAUCAUUGUAAUUAUAAUGAUGAUUAGUAUGACAAGCGGACUUAUUCCAAUGUCAAUCGUAUUGUAUGGAUCAUUAUACACCAAGAAUCUGGACAUGGUGCUCGAGUGUUUGCCGCAUUUAGGUGCACUUUUGACCAGUUUCGUUAAAAUAUUGAAUGUUCAUCUCAACAGAGAAAAUUUUAGAAAAUUGUUCGAAUCUAUAACGAAGGAAUGGCAGCAGCUGGAAUUAAGUCAAGAUUUGUACAUUCUGGAAGAAGUCACCAUACGAGGCAGCAAAAUGGCGAAAUUGUAUCGAAAUACUUUACUGAUAUGUAUGGUACUUUUUUUACUCGUUCCACUGCUUCCUCCUAUGUUGGAUAUCGUUCUUCCACUAAAUGAAACUCGACCACGACAACAAAUAUUUAAUGUUAAUUACGUGCUUUUUGACAGCAAUGACUAUUUUUUCUACGUGUACUUACAGUUAUCUUGGACGGCAAUAGUAGUUUCGAUAAUCAUAGUUACUGUAGAUUCUUUAUUGAUGCUUAUAGUUCACCACAAUGGUGGACUAUUUAUAGUAUGUGGGCAACAAAUCCAAAAGAAUACAAGGCACUUAAAUUCAUUCGCUAAUGAAGUUAUGUCGGAACGUUACACAUACAAACAGAUCAGAAAAUGCGUGAUCAUGCACAAUAAAGCCAUAGAGUUUUACGAUAUUUUAGAUGAAAACAAUCGAAUUAGCUAUAUGAUUCAAAUUGGACUAAAUAUGAUUGGUAUAACCACGACAGCUGUUCAAGCAGUGAUUAACUUAGAUAGACCGGAAGAAUCAAUUAGAAGCGCUGUGCUAUGCGGUGCAAAUCAGUUUCAUUUGUUUAUGCUCAGUUUACCUGGACAAAUACUUAUAGAUCAUUGCACCGAGCUAUCGAAACAACUAUACAGUUCUACAUGGUAUGGAGCACCAGUAAAAGUUCAAAGAAUGCUUUACAUGAUGCAAAUAAGAACUAGGAGGCCAUGUACCUUAACUGCGUGUGGAUUGUACCAAAUGAACAUUGAGAACUUCGGAACUACCUUCAAAACCUGCAUGUCGUAUAUUACGAUGAUAAUGUCAUUGAAAGGAUGAAGUUUACCUCCAUCUUCGUUGCAUUUUAUACUUGGACUGAGUAAGCAUCAAGAUGGUACAAUAACCGAUAUAAUACUUUGUCAUUAUA